GCACACAUAUAGUACAGUGGAGAGCUUAAAACAGGCCUGGAAUUUGCAGUGGGAUGAGAAAGCUUAUGAAUUUGCAAAAUAGGAACUCUCUCUAUAGGUCUGUUUAUCUAGAGUGUGUGAAGAAUGGAUUGUGCCGGUUAACAGAAUGAGGCCUCCCAACCGACCCGGAUACCAUACACAAAUGAAUGGAACAUCUUCAUUACUUUGCUAACGCUAUCGUGCUAUGGAAUUAACCGGCAUCUGUGGGUCAUUGGUAUGCCUAACAGUUCCGUUGCACGGGACCAAAAGGAGAGCUCGAGAAGAAAUUUGGACAGUGCAUUUCUAGGAUAGCCAGGCUCCACCACAAUGAUCUUGCCUGUGACUGGGACUCCUGAGGCUGAACUUGGAAACACUGAAAGUGUCAUCCUCUUCCUCUGCUUUCAAAGAAGAUAAUGCUAUUAUUGAAAGUUGAUGCAGAUUGAAGUUGUGCCAUUGAUUGGACUUUGGAGGCCAUCUGGAGUCCCCAGUUGACCCACAUGGAGGUUCUGCAGGGUCUAGCACUCUAUCAAAGAGCCAGCUGCCAAUGAGAACGGGCAUCUGGCACUCCUAUCUUCUCCACUGCAUCUUCCAGCUUCCCUGUCUUCCCACUUGUAUUUGCUUCCGGUAGCCUUGGGCCUAUUCUCAACUUCAGCCCUCAGACCCGGCACUCAAUGCUGUUCUUCUGCAGAGUGUAUCUUACUAGCCUUGACUACAUCUCACAUUUGCCUGGUGGAUUAUGUUCUGCUCUUCCUGCUCCAGGUAAACAUCAGCUUACCUGAACCGUAAGUGAAGCAAAUUGGAACAGGAGAGAAACAUGGAAGAAGACAUCUCACCUCUCAGGGGGGUUCUGACCACCCAGGCUAGUCAUAUAGACCCCGAUCCAGACGAAGCAGUCCCACAUGCAGAAGCACCAGCUCCAGUUCAGACUCCACUUGAAGAUGCUUCAUCCACAGCAAGUCAAGGGGUUGGUGUGGGGCAGAAAGGCAUUGGGCAAGAAGAGAAUGAUGAGAUGGGGAAAAUGUCUGGUUUUAGCUUGUGCACAAGUGUCCCAGAUGUGGCUCUGCUUCAUGACUCAUCUAAAAGGACAUCCUGUGCUGCUAAGAGGGGGGAGAAGAUAGGGAAGAAAAACAGCCGUAAAAGAAGGAAUAGAAAAGAAGGUAAGACGAUAUAUCUUCCUUGGCCUCUGAUGUUACAGACUCGGGCAUCUUCUGCUGCCCAAGUUCUAGGUCAGACUUGUACUCCACGGGCUUUGCCGUUUGCUGAGGUGGAGCUGCAAAGCGAGUAUGCUGAGAAAGAAAGAGCAUCAGUUCUUACUGAGCCUUGGAAGGCACUGGCUGACAGCCUGCUGCCAGCAGCAAGACCAGUGCAGCCCUUUCUUGACAAGGACUUUCUGGCACACAAUGAGGAGAUCAGAGUAGGGCAGAAAAGCUGCCUGAUAGAAAGAGAGGAACGGCGCAAGAAGGUUGGGGCUAGUCCUUGGCCUCUGACAGUACAGGCUUGGGCAUCUUUUACAGGCCCAGCUCCCAUACAGCCAAGGGCGUCACCAGUUGGUAAUGACAGAGUCAAUGUGGGGCAGAAAAGCAGAAGUCAAAGAGGUGAGCAGGAUAAAGCAUCCAUCCUGAGUCCAGGCUACAGCGCAGAGGCUGGUGCCACACACCCGCCUGUGCCUCUGGGCCAGACUUCAUGGGAGGAGCAGGCAUAUCGCACUGCUAACAGUGGGGAAGAUGUGAAGAAGCAUAUCAGACUGGAGAGGAGGAGCAGAAAGAGCAAAAGCACCCUCACGCGUCCCUGGCCUCUGACAGUGCAAGCUUGGGCUUCCUUUACAGUAGCAGAUCCAGUCCAGACUCUUCUUCAGGGCGAGUCUCCUGCUGCGAGUAGAGAAGUGAAUGCCGGCUGGGAAAGCCAGCCUCGUCUGGAUAGUGAGGAAGAGAGCAAGGCUGGUCUUCCUUGGUCUGGAGGAGCAGAGGCUGCUGGCUGCUUCUCUGCCACGGCUCCGUUGCAGACUUCACUUGGUGAGGCUCCUUUCCUGGAGGACAGCUAUUCCAAGUUGAACAAAGCCAGGAGGAUGCCUAAGAGGGGAGAUGAGGGGCAAUCCCAGAGCAGUGUAGAGCCAGUCCUGCAAUCCUGCCAGGGCUGGGGAAAUGAAGACAGGAACCUGGGGGUUCAGGACUUCUGGGAAUGUACUGCCGACAAUGUUCCUAAGCAAGUUGACUGUUAUCAUUAUGGGGGAGGGUUACUCACAAGAGAGGUCGCACGGUAUGACCUUGACCGAAACCUAUACGCAUAUUGGUACUUCGGGGAUGAGAAGGCAGAGAAGAGAGAGGGAAAGGACUGAAUCUUAGACAGCCUGGAUGGAGAAAUGAGGAGGCUGUCAAGAUACAGAAGAGAAAAGAGCGGAACCUAAGGGCACCCUGGGUCCUGGGAGUGCAGUGGUGUACAUUUGGUUGGGAGAGAGAAGUAUUUGAAGGGCUACUCUGAAAGGCUCACUACACAUAUGGUAAUUUCCUCUUAACAAAUGGUAAUAUCACAAUUACACUUUUGCUGGUUGAUUCCUUCUCUAAUUACGUUUUAAUUUUAUUGGCAGAUACAGAGAAGCAAAACUUCUUUAUCCUCUAUCUUCUUUCCCAUAAAUAAAUAAAUAAAUAAAUGUAGCGAAAGAUCUGUUGUUUAUGACUCAUAAAUGGUAUUAUGAGUCUAGAUUGUAAACCAAUGACGGAAUGCCUGUUGGUUAUUCAGAACUCUUCUCUUGACUGAAAAAAAGUACUGUACUUUGCAUUGCAAGCUGCCUUAGUGAUUGCAUUUAGCUCUGGCACUGGCCACUUUAUAGCUGUAUUGUUAAAUUUCAAAGCUAUGAAUAAUAA
Molecule: messenger RNA, 2879 nt
Organism: Oryctolagus cuniculus (rabbit)
Lineage: Eukaryota; Metazoa; Chordata; Mammalia; Lagomorpha; Leporidae
Source: RefSeq, a predicted model, not a curated record